AUGAGGGAGUCGGAUAAGGAGAGAUUAGAGGAGUUGGUGAAGGCUGGGAUUGAUGUGGUGGUGUUGGAUAGCUCACAGGGGAACUCCAUUUAUCAGAUUGAGUUGAUCAAGUACAUCAAGAAAAUGUACUCAGAUUUGGAUGUGGUUUGUGGGAAUGUGUUGACUGUGAGUCAGGCGCAGAAUUUGAUUCAGGCUGGUGUUGAUGGGUUGAGGGUUGGGAUGGGGUCUGGCUCCAUUUGUACUACUCAAGAGGUUUGGGUCGGCGGCAGGGGACAGCUGCUGAAUAUGUCUACUCUUAAGUAUGAACCAAAAGUCUUCUCUGUUGAGCUUGCAACCGACCGUCAUGGCUGUUGUGUGCUUCAAAAAUGUCUUAGUCAUUCUGAUGGUGAGCAAAGAGACCGAUUGAUCUGCAAGAUCACUUCCAAUGCACUAAUCCUUUCCCAAGAUCCAUUUGGGAACUAUGUCGUGCAAUUCGUCUUUGAGCUUCAGCUUCCGUGGGCGACAGUAGACAUUCUUGAGCAGUUGGAGGGUAAUUAUGGGGAUUUGUCUGUGGAGAAGUAUAGCAGUAAUGUGGUUGAAAAAAGCCUGAAAUACGCAGGUGAAGAGCGCCGUGCUCGCAUUAUUCAGGAACUGAUAGGGAAUAUGCGAUUGGACCAAAUCAUGCAAGACCCUUAUGGCAAUUAUGUUAUCCAAGCAGCACUCAGUCAAUCAAAGGGAACACUUCAUUCUAAACUGGUAGAAGCAAUAAAACCUCAUAUGCCAGUUCUCCGGACCAGUCCCUAUGGGAAGAAAAUCCUCUCUACCAAUAUUUUGAUGAAAUAAUCUCUUUUAUUGGUUUAAUUGUUCAAGAGAAUUCGAUUGCAUUUUAAUCCUUGAGAGUGAAAUUUCAGAUUGCAUUUUCAACAAUGUUGCUAUGGAUGAGCGGUUUAAGGAGGAAAGUGAAUA
This is a messenger RNA of Rosa chinensis, 945 nucleotides long. RefSeq names its product pumilio homolog 12-like. Gene Ontology annotation, molecular function: oxidoreductase activity; mRNA binding. The record is from RefSeq and is a predicted model, not a curated record. The coding region runs from base 1 to 822 and encodes 273 amino acids. NCBI's taxonomy places the organism in Eukaryota, Viridiplantae, Streptophyta, Magnoliopsida, Rosales, Rosaceae. Gene Ontology annotation, biological process: post-transcriptional regulation of gene expression. The transcript has 6 exons. Gene Ontology annotation, cellular component: cytoplasm.